Messenger RNA from Oldenlandia corymbosa var. corymbosa, 876 nucleotides. The record is from the annotation of a GenBank genome assembly. NCBI's taxonomy places the organism in Eukaryota, Viridiplantae, Streptophyta, Magnoliopsida, Gentianales, Rubiaceae.
AUGUACCACCAGCAAUCAGGAGGAGCUAGUGGCGGCAGUGGUACAAUUACCACCCUUUUCGCCGCCGCGGAUAAUUCACCCCUACAACAAACACAAAUCCAUCAUCAUCAUCCAAAUAACGUGAACUUGUUCAUUGAAGCCGGAAGCAAUGUCGUGAGACAUGAGCUAAGUGCUUAUGGCGAGAAAUUUCUGGAAUCAAGCUCAGCUUUUCUACAAAGCAGGAGUUGCAUUUUCAACACCCAAUAUUACUUCCAAGUCAAUGACGAGUACGUCAAGAAUAAAGUCAAGAUGAUUCUCUUUCCAUUUCUUCACAAGGGGCAUUGGAUAAGAGCAAGGGAAGUGGUGGGACGUGAUUUUACUUACAAACCAGCCAUUUAUGAUAUUAAUGCGCCUGAUUUAUACAUACCCUUGAUGGCAUUUGGUACUUACGUUGUUCUUUCUGGCUUCUUUUUGGGGACCCAAGGAAAGUUUAGUCCAGAAGCUCUAGGAGUGCAAUUAUCAACAGCAAUACUCUGUUGGUUGUUGCAAAUCCUACUUCUCGGAGCUACAUUGCACACUCUUGGAGGCGGUGCCGGAAUCGGAGUCGGCGGAGAAGUUCCAUUGCUGGACUUGGUUGCAUACGGUGGAUACACAUUCAUAGCAGCAUCACUAAUUAUGACUGCCCGAAUCCUUCUUUGUGAUCAUCUUUUGUGGGCAGCCAUUUUGUGGGAGAGUUUGUGCAUGGGAGUCUUCUUGGUCAAGACCAUGAAAAGGAUCUUGGUUUCGGAACUCAGGAGCGGCGUGGACUACUCCAUAUCUAACAACAAGAGAAAUUACCUCUUGCUUAUGAUUGCAAUUUCUCAGAUACCUCUACUACUUUGGCUAGGUAGCAGUUAA